This is a messenger RNA of Aspergillus calidoustus, 414 nucleotides long. The record is from the annotation of a GenBank genome assembly. Lineage: Eukaryota; Fungi; Ascomycota; Eurotiomycetes; Eurotiales; Aspergillaceae.
AUGCCGGUACAAGCAAUCCGAACAGUCACUGCUGCCAGAAACGGCGUUGGCGCCUUUAUCUUGCAAUGCAAGCGUCUCGAUUUCCACUACUGCGACUGGGCAGGUAGCUCUCGCGGGAUGGUGUCCUUCCUGAAGAACCAUCUUACAACCUUCGCCAAAGAGAACCCUCAGAUCGAAAUCCGCAUAUCCCCGCGACCACACAAGCACCCCGUCAUCAAAGGCCACUUCAUCAACGGCCGCGAAAAGGCCGUCUGCGUGCGGAAUCUCGAGCCCGAGCAAAUCUUCCAGAAGGCGAACCUCCUGAAGCAGAACAGCGGCGAGAAGAACAAGCGGACCAAGAAGCCUGUCACGAGUAUCAACGAGAGUGUCCGUGGCAUUUGGUCUCCGUAUCACGGAGGUCUCAAGGGUGUCUAG